Molecule: messenger RNA, 937 nt
Organism: Megalopta genalis
Lineage: Eukaryota; Metazoa; Arthropoda; Insecta; Hymenoptera; Halictidae
Source: RefSeq, a predicted model, not a curated record
AAUUUCACUGCGACGAUGCGCGCAUGCCACAAGCUGAUGUCAGUGCGACAACAAAGCUCGAAGCAAAUGUCGACACCAAUUCGUCCGACAAGGAAUCGCGUACACUAAUUGUCGCGUCUAAGUUGUUACGAUUCAAUUUUUCCGAUUCAAUUGACACGAUCUUAUCACGAUCGGUUGAUUAGAGCGCCUAUCGCCGAUCCGAAUCGAUCCGUGUAACGAGAUAGACCCGUUGGACGAGUCUAAGGUAGUCGAUUGUGUUACAUAUAAACAGCUGAAUUAAGUGGAAGGACGUAAAGUGACAAUCGAAGAUGAAGCUGUUCGCGCUGAUCGGAUUCUUGACGAUACUGUCCGCGUGCCAUGGGUACAGGAUCCUUGGAUUGUUCCCGCUCAAUGGGAAGAGUCACUUCAUGAUGUUCGAACGACUGAUGAAGGUUCUCGCCAAGAAGGGACACCAGGUGGACGUGGUCAGCACGUUUCCGUUGAAGAAACCCUUUCGGAAUUACAACGAUGCGCUCGUCGUGUCGGCACCCAGACAGUUCAUCAACAACAUAACAUACCUUGACAUGUACACCAUGUCAGCUAUGUCUGCGAGCAGUAGUGUCGCUAACCUUGCCGGGAACGAGGUCUGCGAGACUUUGAGCGACCCUAGGAUUCAGCAACUUGCGAAGAACCCGCCGAAAGAUCCACCUUACGACGCGGUGAUUGUGGAGGUGAGGAUACUAAGUUACCGAGCUCGUGCGUUAUAAUAUUAUAUAUUAUGUGAACGUCGAGGUCAAAAAUUCUAUCAAUAACAAAGUUGUUUGAUCCGUGGUAACCGAAACUAGAAAGUACAAAUUUAUAUUCGUCGACAGAGAAAUGUCUACGAUAUUCGAUUUAUUUAACCCUUUGUCUGCGAUGUACUCUCGGUUAGAGCCGCGCUCGCCUCUCAUUGGCCAGU